AUGACCUCGGAAAUGAGUUGGCGACGGUUAUGCUUCGUUGCAUGGCUCAUUUGCCGUGAUCAUCUGGCCUGCGCCCUUGAAGUCGUGCCCCAGUCACGGCCAACAUUCGAAACCUACGAAACACGCCAACUUACACCAAGGACAAUACGGCCGAACGCCAGCUGCCCAAUCAAGGGAUACAAUGCCUGCGGCAAUGGCAUGGCAGACUACUUCUGCUGUCCCAGCGACACAACUUGUCUGGUCCUGGCAGAGAAGACCACGGCCCUCUGCUGUCCGGAGGGAGCGUCAUGCGAUACCAUCUCGCCCAUCAUCUGCGACAUCACCGCGCAGGACAUCAUCAAAAACCCCGCGAGCCCCAUUCACACCACCAAAUUGAUGGAAUCGUUGCCUUCGUGCGGUAGUCGGUGUUGUCCAUUCGGCUACACCUGUCAAAGCGGUUCUGCCUGCGUCUUGGUUAGGGACCAGAAGUCUCAGACCAGCGCUUCGGUCUCGCCUACAACAGGGACAAAGACCGCGACACCAAGAACGCAGACCGCGACGCAGGCAGCAACGACUACGACACCCUCCGAGAGGAUUCCUACGGUGUCGCCGCCAUCAGCCAGCCUGGGCCAGGAGCAUCCAACACCCUCGCCCACUGGACCAUCAGAGACAACACCCGCUGCAGCCGCCCCCGCCGGAAAUGUGAUUUCAGGGGGCAUCAUCGCAGGCACCACCGUCGCCGCCGUUGCCUCGGUCGCCGGGCUGACGUGUCUCCUCUGGCUCAAGCGGCGCUCCAUCUCCGAAAAAGUUGCCGCCGUACGGUUCCUCCGGCGCUGGCAGCAACUCCGCGAACAGGGUUCCGAGCAAGACGUGACCCUGCCGCAGUACAACUCACCGCCGCCGGCCUAUACGAUGGAGAUGAAGGCGCCACCGAAGCACUCGGCCUUCAGGCACUACAGCCCGGAGUCCAUAGGAGACACCGUCCCCGUCGAGCUCCCCGCCACGCCCGUUUCCUUCAGCGUUUGGAACGUACGGCCAGAGGGGGAGGCUAGGAGGCCGCGAUCCCACUACGAGCCCUACCGGCGUCCAUGA
Molecule: messenger RNA, 1071 nt
Organism: Colletotrichum destructivum
Lineage: Eukaryota; Fungi; Ascomycota; Sordariomycetes; Glomerellales; Glomerellaceae
Exons: 1
Coding region: 1-1071 (356 amino acids)
Source: RefSeq, a predicted model, not a curated record